CCGCCGCCUGGCCCGACACCUCUGCCGCAGCUGGGGCCCGAGCGGCGGCCACGCAGCCGGGUGUCCUCUUCAGGCGGCCGCUCCCGCGUUCACCUCUGGAUGCCAGCACUACGUUAGCCCAGGCGGGGAACCCCUUCUGCGGCUCCCUGCUCUAAACUCCCGCCUGUCCCGACCGCCCCCACCCCUCCACCUGGCGGGGGCGGCGCGGAAGCGAAGAGGACGCGCGCGGUGCCGGUGGGCACGCGUAGACGUGUGUGCGGAUCCGGUCUCGGCUUGGCAUUCUCCCUCCCUUGCAAGUGGCGGUGCCUGGACUCUGCUUUCGGCUCCCGGAAUCGGUGCGGCCGCCCGGAGCCCUCUCUUCGCUGGCGGGGCACUAAAGGCUAUUUUGGAGAACGGUGGUGGCGGCGGCGGCGGCGGCGGCUGAGACUGGUGCCCGAGAGAGCUCCAGACGCACACUCUGCUCCUCUUCGGUCCCUCUCCUCCUUCUCCCUCCACCCCCCUCCCUUCCCUGCCUCCCCACCCCCGUCCCCCUGGCCCCACUCCUCCUCUUCCUCCUCCUCCUCUUCCUCCUCUCCCCGCUCGGAGAUGCGAGCCUGUAUCGUGUAACAGGAUUGGCGUUGCAAUGGCAACUGAUGGAAUGGGGGAAGGCAAGACAGCAGGGCUGGGGGCUCCGGACUGCGGGCGGGCGGGCCGCUGCCGCCGCUUGACGCUCCUCCGGGGACCUUCGCGAGUUACUUUGUAAAGGCGAAUCCAGGCAAGGAAGCCCCUGCUCCGUGCCGCGAGUCAGAGGCCACUUCCUGCUCCGUGGCUGCCCGCGUCAGGCUUGCAGCGCUCGGCACCCCCGGCCCCUGGCCCGCGCCCGCCGCCAGCCCAGCGCGCCGCCGCCGCUGUCGCUGCGGAGACUCGAGCCCGCUACCCUGAAGAACACUUCGCCUCCCGGUCCCCUUCCCAUCACGCCCCCUGCUCCUCCCCGGCGCCUGCGAUUUUCCCAGGCGCCCGGUGUGAGUGCUGCGUGCCUGUGAGUGUGUGUCGGGGUAUUGUGUUGUGGGAGUGUGUGUGUGCGUGUGUGUGUGUGUGUGUGCAUGAGUGUGGGGUGUGCGGGGCUCCUGCGCUCCGCUCACGGCCGCCGCCGGAGAAGGACAGACGGACGGCGCUUCCUUCUUCGGCGAGCGGUUCCUGGGCACCUCGGCUCGGCCCGGGCGCGAGUGGAGCGCGCUCGGCUGGCCGCCGGCCUCCGGAAGGUCCCGCUGCAUCCCCCCUGGGCUGGAUAUGUUCAUGUUCACGUGAAGAUGGAUUUAGUGUACGGUCUCGUGUGGCUGCUGACAGUCCUCCUGGAAGGGAUCUCUGGCCAAGGAGUAUACGCUCCCCCAACGGUUCGUAUUGUGCAUUCAGGCUUGGCCUGUAACAUUGAGGAGGAGCGCUACUCCGAAAGGGUCUAUACUAUACGGGAAGGAGAAACCCUAGAACUGACCUGUCUGGUCACAGGACAUCCACGUCCACAGAUCAGGUGGACCAAAACAGCAGGAAGUGCCUCUGACAGAUUCCAAGACUCAAGUGUCUUCAAUGAGACUUUGAGGAUUACAAAUAUUCAGCGACACCAAGGAGGCCGGUAUUACUGUAAAGCAGAAAAUGGCUUGGGGUCCCCGGCGAUAAAGUCGAUCAGAGUGGAUGUGUACUAUUUGGAUGACCCAGUAGUAACUGUUCAUCAAAGUAUAGGUGAAGCUAAAGAACAGUUUUACUAUGAGAGAACAGUGUUCCUCCGGUGUGUUGCCAGUUCCAAUCCACCUGUACGGUACAGCUGGAGACGUGGUCAGGAGGUGUUACUACAAGGAUCUGAUAAAGGAGUUGAGAUUUACGAACCCUUCUUUACCCAGGGUGAAACCAAGAUCUUAAAACUAAAGAAUCUUCGACCUCAGGACUAUGCUAAUUAUAGCUGCAUUGCUUCAGUGAGGAAUGUAUGUAAUAUUCCUGAUAAGAUGGUGUCAUUUAGACUUUCCAACAAAACAGCAUCUCCGUCAAUUAAACUCUUGGUGGAUGACCCUAUAGUUGUAAAUCCUGGAGAGGCCAUAACAUUAGUAUGUGUUACGACAGGAGGAGAGCCUGUGCCCACUCUCACCUGGGUCAGGUCCUUUGGGACUCUGCCUGAAAAGACAGUUUUGAAUGGAGGAACGUUGACCAUACCUGCCAUCACCUCAGAAGAUGCCGGUACUUACAGCUGCAUCGCCAAUAAUAAUGUGGGAAACCCUGCAAAAAAGUCCACCAACAUCAUUGUGAGAGCAUUAAAAAAAGGACGAUUUUGGAUCACACCAGAUCCUUAUCACAAAGAUGACAACAUCCAGAUUGGGCGUGAGGUGAAAAUAUCUUGCCAAGUAGAAGCUGUUCCUUCUGAGGAGUUAACAUUUAGUUGGUUUAAAAAUGGUCGUCCAUUGAGAAGUUCUGAGCGGAUGGUUAUUACACAGACUGAUCCGGAUGUCUCCCCGGGAACGACAAACUUGGACAUCAUUGAUUUAAAAUUCACGGAUUUUGGGACAUACACAUGUGUAGCAUCUCUGAAGGGAGGAGGAAUAUCUGAUAUCAGUAUUGAUGUUAAUAUAUCCAGCAGCACAGUUCCACCCAAUCUGACUGUUCCACAGGAAAAAUCACCUCUGGUCACCAGAGAAGGGGACACAAUAGAACUGCAGUGUCAAGUAACUGGAAAACCUAAACCCAUCAUCCUCUGGUCUAGAGCGGAUAAAGAAGUUGCAAUGCCUGAUGGGUCAAUGCAAAUGGAGAGUUAUGAUGGAACACUGAGGAUUGUGAAUGUAUCUAGAGAAAUGUCAGGAAUGUACAGGUGUCAGACCAGCCAGUACAAUGGAUUUAACGUGAAACCAAGAGAAGCCUUGGUGCAGCUCAUCGUGCAAUAUCCACCUGCUGUGGAACCAGCGUUCCUGGAAAUUCGGCAAGGACAAGACCGAAGUGUUACUAUGAGCUGCCGGGUCCUGAGAGCCUAUCCAAUACGGGUGCUGACCUAUGAAUGGCGCUUGGGCAAUAAAUUAUUACGGACGGGUCAGUUUGACUCUCAAGAGUAUACAGAAUACCCAGUGAAGAGUCUUUCCAAUGAAAACUAUGGGGUUUAUAAUUGUAGCAUCAUUAAUGAAGCUGGAGCUGGGAGAUGCAGCUUUCUUGUUACAGGAAAGGCCUAUGCUCCAGAAUUCUAUUAUGAUACCUACAAUCCUGUGUGGCAGAACAGACACCGUGUUUAUUCUUACAGUCUACAGUGGACACAAAUGAAUCCUGAUGCAGUAGAUCGGAUUGUUGCAUACCGGUUGGGUAUUAGGCAGGCUGGACAGCAGCGUUGGUGGGAACAGGAGAUUAAAAUAAAUGGAAAUAUUCAAAAGGGAGAACUAAUUACAUAUAACUUGACUGAGCUAAUUAAACCAGAGGCUUAUGAAGUCCGACUAACACCUCUCACCAAAUUUGGUGAAGGAGAUUCAACAAUCCGUGUCAUCAAAUAUAGUGCUCCUGUUAAUCCUCAUUUGAGAGAAUUUCACUGUGGAUUUGAAGAUGGUAACAUUUGUUUAUUCACCCAAGAUGAUACAGAUAAUUUUGACUGGACAAAGCAAAGUACUGCAACGAGAAAUACAAAAUACACUCCAAACACAGGACCGAAUGCUGAUCGUAGUGGCUCUAAAGAAGGUUUUUAUAUGUACAUUGAGACAUCUCGACCCAGACUGGAAGGUGAAAAGGCCCGACUUCUCAGCCCUGUUUUCAGCAUAGCUCCUAAAAACCCUUAUGGCCCCACGAACACUGCGUAUUGUUUCAGCUUCUUUUAUCACAUGUAUGGACAACAUAUAGGUGUCCUCAAUGUUUAUCUGCGUUUGAAAGGGCAGACAACCAUAGAGAAUCCACUGUGGUCUUCAAGUGGGAAUAAAGGACAACGGUGGAAUGAGGCUCAUGUUAAUAUAUAUCCAAUUACUUCAUUUCAGCUCAUUUUUGAAGGUAUUCGAGGUCCUGGCAUAGAAGGUGACAUUGCCAUUGAUGAUGUAUCAAUUGCAGAAGGAGAAUGUGCAAAACAAGACCUAACGACGAAGAAUUCUGUUGAUGGUGCUGUUGGAAUUUUAGUACAUCUAUGGCUUUUCCCGGUCAUCGUCCUCAUCUCUAUCUUAAGUCCUCGAAGGUGACCUUAUCCUGGCAGAGGCUAUAAAAGAUUCACCAGGCACUGGCAUGAAGAAAGAGUCUUUGUAAAUGGACAUUGAAAAAACAAACUACCAAAGAUUCCUCCACUGACUACUGACUCAAACAUAAAAUAAUAAAAACGAAUUUUUUAAAGCACUGGGGAUAAAAAAGACAUCAUGGAAGUAUAACUUAUUCCAAACUACAUAUAAAAGAUAAUCUUGACCUGAGUAGAGAAGAGACCUUCAGGUGCUUUUGUGGCUAAAAAGAUUACAGCAUCAUCUGGUCAUCUGGUUGAACUCUGGAAAAAAAAAAAAAAAAAGCUAUAGAAAUCCUUGUCAAAGCACAAAGUCAUGGCUGGUUUUGUUUCAAAUGAAUAGUUUGCUUGUUACCAUGGAAACCUAAUGGCCUGCCAACAAAAACCUCACUGUAAACAGGGUACGUGAAAAGCUGGCAUUUAUUUUCCUUUCAAGAAGGUUUUACAUAGAGAAUUAAAUAAAUGUAGGCCCUUUUACCUUUGGUUGUUACCCUUCCUUGAAAAUAACCCGAACUCAGAAUUAUUUAAAACAUUCAUGCUCCUCCCCACCUGUCCCCAUCCCACCUUUCUUGUUAUUAUUUGUUUUCCUCCCAUGGCUAAGCUAGAUAACUGUAUGCUGUCUCUUUUUGCAUGCAUUACUAUCCAGGAUGGUAAACCUGGGCUUACAUAUUACACAGGCUUAUCGGAGUUUGCUCGCGGCCACUUGAACACCCAAACUAAGUCAUCUGUUCCAAUGAAGAAACCAAACCACCAUCUUUUAUAAAUUGCCAUGGAAACCAAGUGCCUUCAAUGAAACAAGCCUGAAUAAUUUUCAACUCAGAAGCUUGCACAGCUAAGAGUGGUUUGUGUAAAACUAUUUUGUAAACAAACUACAGAGCCUAAACGUGCAAAUUAUAGGCGAGACAACAAAAGCCGCUUCUGAAGAAGAAAGGACCGAAGCUACUGCGUAAGCCCAUGCAGACGAAACACUUGUUGUUGGACCUCCUAGACAGCCAUGGCCAUUCGGCUUAAUUGUCCAUCAGAAAAUAACUUCCAUUGAGACCAGACAUGGGAGCAACACUUUUUUCUUCCAGGUUAUUAAAUGGGUCAACCAGAGCAAAAGGUUGUUAAAAUAAUGCUUAGCGCAGAAGGUGGUAAAACACAAGAGUGAUUUUUUUACUCUAACCUCCAUUUGAAAUGAAAUUGGCCCUAGCUUUAGAGGGAGCAAAGAAAAUGUUUGUGAUUGCAGUGCGUACAAACUCUACAGCGGAACUGGGCCUGAAAAAUCUGGCUUUAUUCUAAACACUGAGGGUAAUAUGCCUCUGCCCUUUAGUCAGACUCUGUGCAAAUUGUGAAAUAUUAUUUUAUUAUUUUACCGAGAUUAAAAACACUUUUACAAAAAAACAAAAACCUGUAAAAAUGAUUUUGAGCUACCUGAGGACAAAUCAUACCUUUAACCAGCCAGUUUUCCAAUGCAUUGUAAAUUUCACUUAAACCUGUUGGGUAUGAAAAUUUGAAGAUCUUUUUCCUUAAAUUAUCUCAGCUUUUAACUUCAUUUAAAAAGACUUUUGUCUAAAGAAGAAUAUUAUUAUUAUUAUAUGUUCUUUCAACACCCCAGGAUUAAAAAAAACUGAUUAUGCAAGUAAUUGGGAAAUAAGUAUUAAAUUAUACCAUUUGCAAAUAUUAAUAUAAAAAGCACAACAAAAUGUAGUGGAAAAAUGAUAAAGCUUGGUUUUUAAAAGAAAAAAAUUCUGUAGAAAUGUUUGUGCAAAUUCAGUAAUUCAACUUAAAAGAUAAUUUUACAGCUAUGUUCAAUAAAGCCUCUUUCCAGGUAAGGUAUGCAAAGCGGUAUGUGUGUUUGUUGAGCAAUGUUUACUUGUCACCAAAAUGAGACUAGCUAUAUAUACAAGUUAUCAGUUAUGAUACCAUGGGGUAAACCUUCAGAGCUUCAGACACCUUAAUGUUGGCAGGAAAGCAUUUAAUAGGAACCCUUGAUGCACUCUUCCAUAUUUUUCAUACAUGUAAAAUAAAAGUCAAACUUAUGAAAGUAAAAUACGAACUUGGAAUUUAAUGUGUAUUUUCAUAGUGAAAGAGGGGACCAGUCAGAGCUAGGUAGUGAUAGAAUCAAGCUAAAGCCAAGUCCUUUAAAUUAAACAGAAUUAACUAAGAAGCUUUAUAACUUACUUGAACAAAUCAGGCAUAUUGAAAAUUUUCACAAUUACAGUCAACCAUCUGUUUUAUCAAACCAAAGAGAUUAAAGUAAACAAUAUUUGGGGCAUGUUUUACUAACUCUCCUCACCUUGACUUCCAUUUUGUGUGGCAACUCACCACUUCUUUCCACUAUCCCAUAUUAGUGGAUCAUCCUUUCUAAUUGAUGUUUUGCACACCCAUUGCUGAUAUUAUUAAAAAAUUGUUUUACAUCUAAAGAGAGGCUUAGCUCAUUGCUGCCUUCUUCCUUUAUCUUGAAUUUGAUUUGAGACUUUUGAAAAAAACUAAAAAAAAAAUCUAUAUUCAGAAUAUUUGGAUAUACAUGUGUCCUUUCCAGGAAAACAAUCAAGUCUACUUUUCUCCUUAUUAACUGCACAAAGAAAUUGCUGUAAGUGCAAGUUUUCAGUCCUUUUACAACGUACUCAUAAAAUACUAAAGUCUUUUUAUAACCUUUCACAUAGCUGCAGAAGUCCAUGAGAACUGGCUGGUACUUCAAAAAUUAAUUUUGAUUAAUUUUUUGAGAAAAUGCAGAUGAGUGCCAGGAACAAAGGGGCAAGCAGAAGAACUGCAAAACAAUCAGAUUUAUUGAUAUGGUAAUAAAUUAGAAUAUACAUCACAAGUGGGUUCUGGAUCAUUUCUGUAAAACACCAAACUUAGAAUUCGAAUCAGUUUUUCACUCCCCAUCAAAUGUUCAGUUGAAAGAAAAUGAAUAAAAAUGCAGGAAAUUUUAAAAGGUUGGGAUAAGUGUAAAUUGUAUUAAGUAAUCUCUUGUUUAACAUCAGUAAUAAUAAUGAUGACUUUAAACCACUUACCUGUUUAUCAACUGCCUGUCUUUUCCUAAUAUUUUUUUGUAUUUAUUAUGAGUUAAACUCACCAAUAUAUUUCCCCUUUUCCUUUUUGAUAACAUAUUUUAAGUGUAAUUUAUGUCAAUAUUUUGUUGUCGUACUUUAUAGGAAGGCAUCAGGCAAUAGAGCUUUUAAUUUUCUGGAAGAAAGAUUACACCACGUAAUGUCCAGGUCAUUAAUAGAUCCGAUUAAUUAGGAGCUAACUCUGUUUCCUUAGUUCAAAAAUGCUUGUUCCUCCACAUUUAACAUGUCUGCAACUGGGCCUAUUUUAGUUACAAUUGGUAGUAUUUCUGUGUAGUGAUAUAUAAAAUAAAAGUGCAUAUUAAAACUGAUAACAUCUUAGAUAUGUUGAGAUUCACCAAAUUCACUAAAUCUUCCAGAAGUGCCAAAUCAUGCCCAAUAUUUAUUCCUUUCCAACAAACCCAAAAGUGAGAAAAAGAUACCCUGUCAUAUUUGUAGGGUUUAUAUUAUUCAUUGCCUAUGCAUUAAAAAUGUCAUAACUUUUAUUUUGUGCUUUAAAAAAUUCUGAGUCUUCUCUUACCUCUAGUAUACACAUACCUAGCCGUGCUGUGUUUUUCUUUUUUCCUGCUACCUAUUUUUGUUAGUUCCAUGAUGAAUUAUAACAUGCUGUGUAUCCCUGGUUUGAAAUGUUUUCUUGUUUUGUGUGAUUCAUAGUACUUAGUAAGUUAGAAGUUUGGCCUGCCAUUAAAUUUUCUUUUAGAGACCUGAAAGAUGCAUGGUGCACUACAAUGUCAUACAAUAGGCUAAACUAAUGGGACUUCAUUUUACAUAUAUCACAGAAUUGACUUUGGCAAUGAAUUAUGAUAACUACAAUAAUCAGAAUUACAAACCAGCUAGUCAGUCAGUUACAUUAUAUUACAAAUAAUAAAAUCCCACUCUUUUAUAUUUUAAAAUAUGGCAAAAUAUGAAUGACAACUGUACUAACUUUUCACCAAACAUGCAUUUUUAUUUUAAGACUUUGUAAUAAACUUAUCUGUCAAAAUGCA
Messenger RNA from Herpailurus yagouaroundi (jaguarundi), 8228 nucleotides. It is a transcript of the gene MDGA2, whose product is annotated as MAM domain containing glycosylphosphatidylinositol anchor 2. Bases 1083 to 4160 code for a protein of 1025 amino acids. The record is from RefSeq and is a predicted model, not a curated record. The transcript is spliced from 17 exons. Gene Ontology annotation, molecular function: axon guidance receptor activity; protein binding. NCBI's taxonomy places the organism in Eukaryota, Metazoa, Chordata, Mammalia, Carnivora, Felidae. Gene Ontology annotation, biological process: homophilic cell-cell adhesion; synapse organization. Gene Ontology annotation, cellular component: plasma membrane; axon; neuronal cell body.